Molecule: messenger RNA, 3652 nt
Organism: Mus caroli (Ryukyu mouse)
Lineage: Eukaryota; Metazoa; Chordata; Mammalia; Rodentia; Muridae
Source: RefSeq, a predicted model, not a curated record
CAGAGCAAGUUACAGGAUAGCCGUGGCUCCACAGAGAAACCUUGUUUUGAAAAACAAAGAUGGGAGAACCCAAGGUGGGAAGAGCUUCAAUGGGUGAUUAUGACUUUAAGUAUGCACCAGAGUGAUACAGGUUGCUGCUCCUGCUCCGAGAACUCUGAUUCCGUAGGUGAGAGAUGGGCCUGAUCGUUUGGCAUUUCUUACAAGCUAAUGUUGUGGUCUUAGCACCACAAUGGUCUUUGAGAACCAUUGGCCAAGAUGAUCUUUCUACCAUCUUUAUAGUCAGCUAUCCUAAUUAUUCACCUUCAGCAGAAAGAGUAGAAAGGUGUCUUUGUGGAUGGGAAAAGAGCUCCUACGCAUUCCAUGGUGUGGUUGACAGUAUGGAUAAAGAUACCUCUAAGGACUUAAAGACAGCAUGAUGACCAAGAGGGAAACGGAAAAAUAAAAUGGCCAGAGAGGAGGAGCGCAGAAACGCAGGCAGGCAGACCGUAUAAGUCAAGCUCAUACAUAACCUUUUGUCCAGGGGGUGGAGGGUGGAGGGUGGCGCAGGGCAGGUGUGUGUGGCACACAGCCCUAAUGGUGGCUGUUGUUCAAAGAGGUUAUGUGAUGGCUUCCUGGUUUCACCUCACUGAGGCAUGAAAAGGGCGUAAAAAGCCACAGUGAGUUCACUUUAUGGAGUCUGCCCCUAAGGUUUCCUGGUUUGUUUGGGUAAGUCCCAACUUGGGACUUCUGUUCUUCUCUUACCUGGGCCUCUUAUCUCAGGGGCGUUUGUAGUGACCAGUGCUGAGUUCAUACUUUGGCUCCGUUCCAGAGCCUGUAGCCUCUUACACUUGAUGGCAUCAGCUGAGAGGGAGGGGCCAGAAGGAAGUAGUGUCUACCAGAUGGAUGUCAAAAGAAAGGCUUCAAUAUCCUGAACACAGAAAAAGAAACCAAAACCAAAUACCCCAGCCCGAGCAGCCGUUGGAGGCUGUGGCGGGUGGGGGCAGAGAGGCUGAAGAUGGAAACAUCGAAUAUAAACUGAAGCUGGUGAACCCAUCUCAGUACCGCUUUGAGCACUUGGUGACACAAAUGAAGUGGCGGCUCCAGGAAGGACGCGGUGAGGCUGUCUACCAGAUUGGGGUAGAGGACAAUGGGCUGCUGGUGGGGCUGGCUGAAGAGGAGAUGCGGGCUUCCCUCAAGACCCUGCACCGGAUGGCAGAGAAGGUUGGGGCAGACAUCACUGUUCUUCGGGAGCGAGAGGUGGAUUAUGACAGUGACGUGCCCCGGAAGAUCACUGAGGUGCUAGUACGAAAGGUCCCUGACAACCAACAGUUCCUAGAUCUCCGUGUGGCCGUCCUAGGGAAUGUGGACUCAGGGAAGUCAACCUUGCUUGGAGUCCUGACCCAAGGAGAGCUGGACAACGGGCGGGGCCGGGCCCGGCUCAACCUUUUCCGCCACCUGCAUGAGAUUCAGUCUGGCCGAACCUCCAGCAUCAGCUUUGAGAUCCUGGGCUUUAACAGCAAGGGAGAGGUGGUGAAUUACAGCGACUCACGGACUGCAGAAGAGAUCUGUGAGAGCAGCUCCAAGAUGAUCACCUUCAUUGACCUGGCGGGCCACCAUAAAUACCUGCACACCACCAUCUUUGGCCUCACCUCCUACUGCCCCGACUGUGCCCUGCUCCUCGUCAGUGCCAACACUGGAAUCGCCGGCACCACACGGGAACACCUGGGGCUGGCCUUGGCCCUGAAAGUGCCCUUCUUCAUCGUGGUCAGUAAAGUGGACCUGUGUGCUAAGACCACAGUGGAGAGGACAGUACGCCAGCUGGAGCGGGUCCUCAAGCAGCCUGGCUGCCACAAGGUCCCCAUGCUGGUCACCUCUGAGGAUGAUGCUGUCACUGCUGCCCAGCAGUUUGCCCAGUCACCCAAUGUCACCCCUAUAUUUACACUGUCCAGUGUGUCUGGAGAGAGCCUGGACCUUCUUAAAGUCUUCCUGAAUAUCCUGCCGCCGCUCACCAACAGCAAGGAGCAGGAGGAGCUCAUGCAACAGUUGACAGAGUUCCAGGUGGAUGAAAUCUACACAGUCCCAGAGGUGGGGACUGUGGUUGGAGGAACACUGUCCAGUGGGAUCUGCCGCGAGGGGGACCAGCUGGUGGUAGGCCCGACAGAUGAUGGCUGUUUCUUGGAGCUGAGGGUAUGCAGUAUUCAGCGCAACCGCUCUGCGUGUCGUGUUCUUCGAGCUGGUCAGGCUGCUACACUAGCCCUUGGAGACUUUGACCGUGCAUUGCUUCGCAAGGGCAUGGUGAUGGUGAGUCCUGAGAUGAAUCCCACCAUCUGCUCAGUGUUCGAGGCAGAGAUAGUCCUACUGUUCCAUGCCACCACCUUUCGGCGGGGAUUCCAGGUGACAGUACAUGUGGGCAACGUACGUCAAACAGCAGUGGUGGAAAAGAUCCACGCAAAGGACAAGCUGCGGACAGGGGAGAAGGCAGUGGUACGUUUCCGUUUCCUGAAACACCCAGAAUACCUGAAGGUGGGCGCCAAACUGCUGUUCCGGGAGGGUGUGACCAAGGGCAUCGGUCAUGUCACGGAUGUACAAGCCAUCACAGCAGGAGAGGCCCAGGCCACCAUGGGCUUCUGAGUCAUCCAAACAGCUCUACUGCUGUCCUACAAUACAUGAGGUGACUUCCGGCCAUGCUGCCCACUGUUGGCGGCUCUGUGUGUUAAUAGGCUAGGGAGAGGAGUGUCUGCUGCCGCUUGCUUCCGGCCACGUUCCUGGAGAGGUGUCAAGUUUGGUAUGGCCAGGGAGGGGCAGUCCUGUGGGAGAAGAUGGUUCAGGGCAGUGCUCAGCAGCUGUGUGCUCCCCUGGUUGGGUCAUUAACCCUGCAGCUGCAUGGUCUUGUCUGCUGGAGGGAGCAGAACAUAGCCAUCUUGGCCCACUAUCAGGACCAGGCAUGACUCACCAGUGUCAUCUCUGCACUUCAGGAAUUGUCAACAACUGGGGUGGCCCUUGUCAGCACUUCUUUUUUUAUACCUCCUCUCAAGGCCACGUAAGUUACCUAGCUCUACCUGACUGUGGAUAAAAGACAGUGCUCUAGCCAUCUGGUGGACCCAGGGACUGAAGCAAUGGCACAGAGACCAAGACAGACUGUGCUCCUAUCCUGGGUUGAGUCCCGAUGCAUAUUCCUGCUUCAUUUCCUUCUCUCAAGGGCCGCUUCCCCAGACCCUCCUGUUAUAAGCCUCACUUGGUGCUAUUUGUGGUGCUGGCUCAGGCGUGGGGCUGCUCAGGCUUGGCACACCAAAGGCCAGCUGCAUGUCAGUUUCUCUCCUUCCAGUUAUGUUGGCUUCCGUGCUUUCUCAGAUUGUGUGGUAGCCAUAGGACCUGACCCAGUUUGUGCCUCCUGGGAUCCUCAUCCCCAAUCCUGCUCUUACGUAAAACUUUUUCUUGUUUUAGUAAUUUGUAGUGAUCACCCCUUCCCUCUGUUGCUGGGACCCAGGAGGAGAGGGGAAGUCCUGUUUCCUGUCCUAGGCGUGGAUGCCCACCUUGCCCUUUGUUAGCAUCCUGGGUUCCCAUGAACUCAGGGAUUUGUUGGAAGAUUCUCUGCAUAAUAGAUAUAUAUAUAUAUGUAUAUAUAUUUAAAUACACACAUAUAUUGUACAGAAUAAAAAUGUUUUAUUGGACA